UGGAGAUGUGCUCCGGAACCCUGUGAGUCUGGACUACUUCAAGCGCUUUCUGCGUUUCCACUAUGCCCAAGGAGCGCUGCUCUUCACACUGGAAGUAGAGAAGCUGAAAGCCAUCGACCGGCCCAAACCUCAGAAGAUCAAAAUCCUCGCCAUCGUGAAUAAGUUCUUACGCCGGGAGGACCCCAGUACAGUCGUCAAAUCCUUAUUCAUUAUUCCUGUCAGAUUCUGUCUAGAGUAGGGUCCUUGGCAACCUUUAGCCAAGCUGACAUCAAUGGUGGCGUUAUUCACUUUGCUGCUGAUAGUCUUAAAGGACUGUUUGUAUGACGCUGAAAGAGAUGUAUUGAAGUGAAAAGGCUAACACGACUAGUAUCCCUCUACAGUAAUAUAUUGGAGCUAUAGUAAAGUUUAAAGGCUAACUAGCAUCGUCCCACAGUGGGCUACCUGCAGUGCAGUGCUGACGUCAUCUCCCAGGCGGCUCAGAUGAGAACCGUUUCCUGUGAGGUUCUCUACACCAUCCAGGACCUGGUCACCAAGUCACUGGAAGGAACAUGGUUCAAGCAGUACCAAGACACGUUCCCACACUGUCCUGCUGUUGGCUCAGACUCUUGCCUGAGAGGAGCCAUACUGAAGACCAAACUGAAAAAUGUCUGGCUGGUGUUUUGCCGAUUCAUCAAGACAGUCUGUAAGUUUCAAACCGCCAUGAAGGAUCCUCGCACGAGGACUGAGUUUGAGCUGUACCUGAGAAUGAGCUACCGCCACUUCUCUGAAUCAUGUGACUCCCGUGCCCCUCCUAAAGACGAGGGGGAUACCUCCCACAUGAAGAGUCGGGUCAUUAACGGUAAAGUCAUCAUCAUUGACUUCCUCAUCAACGACCUAUCUUUUUACCUGGAGAGUGAGAGGUAA
This is a messenger RNA of Oncorhynchus kisutch (coho salmon), 903 nucleotides long. Its product is annotated as regulator of G-protein signaling protein-like. Bases 481 to 903 code for a protein of 140 amino acids. NCBI's taxonomy places the organism in Eukaryota, Metazoa, Chordata, Actinopteri, Salmoniformes, Salmonidae. The transcript is spliced from 4 exons. The record is from RefSeq and is a predicted model, not a curated record.